Molecule: messenger RNA, 2629 nt
Organism: Sorghum bicolor (sorghum)
Lineage: Eukaryota; Viridiplantae; Streptophyta; Magnoliopsida; Poales; Poaceae
Product: mitogen-activated protein kinase 12
Exons: 11
Coding region: 388-2112 (574 amino acids)
Biological process (GO): protein phosphorylation; intracellular signal transduction
Cellular component (GO): nucleus; cytoplasm
Molecular function (GO): ATP binding; MAP kinase activity
Source: RefSeq, a predicted model, not a curated record
CGCUAGAAAAAGAGGGGAGGAAAAGAAAAUCGUCUAUCCAAUCCCAACUGGUAAAAUAAGAUCCCGUUCCUUCCCAUCACGCCCAUCGUUUUCCGCUCUCCAUUCCGUUCUGCAUCCGUCAAUCCACUCCCCCACGGCGCCGACGACUCGGGCUCCCGGCUCCCCCCCUUGGACUCGGACGGGAACAGCACGUCGGGGAAAGGAAGCAAGCGUCCGCGAGUAGGAACAGUGACGAGUGACGGCAGCAGGGGGAGGGACGGGACACGGGAGGAGGGGAGGGGACAGAGGAGGAGCUUGGGCGGUGGAGCUGGUGGACUGGUGGUAUAUAGCUAGGCGGGCGGGCCGUGGGCGGGCAGCCAAUGCCGUCGGGCGCGCAGGGCUAGGAGGAUGGGCGGAGGGGGCGCGAUCGUCCACGGCUUCCGCCGCUGGUUCCACCGCCGGAACGGCUCCACCUCCGGCUCCAACCAGUCGUCCGUCGCCGGCGAGGGGGACGACGGCUCGUCCGAUCUCGAGGUCAUCGAGGACCCGGAUCUCGUCGCACUCCGCGCCAUCCGCGUGCCCAAGCGCAAGAUGCCGCUGCCCGUCGAGAGCCACAGGAAGAACUCGGUGGAAAUGGAGUUCUUCACAGAGUACGGAGAGGCAAGCCAGUACCAGAUCCAAGAAGUCAUUGGUAAAGGGAGCUACGGAGUAGUUGCUGCAGCUGUAGAUACCCGCACCGGUGAGCGGGUUGCUAUCAAGAAGAUCAAUGAUGUGUUUGAGCACGUCUCGGAUGCCACACGCAUACUGCGGGAGAUCAAGCUCCUUCGGUUGCUUCGCCACCCAGACAUAGUUGAGAUUAAGCACAUUAUGCUCCCUCCUUCUCGGAGGGAGUUCCAAGACAUCUAUGUUGUUUUUGAGCUCAUGGAGUCGGAUCUCCAUCAAGUGAUCAAGGCAAAUGAUGACCUCACCCCUGAACAUCACCAGUUUUUCUUGUACCAACUUCUUCGUGCUCUAAAGUACAUACAUGCUGCUAAUGUAUUUCAUCGCGACCUAAAGCCCAAGAAUAUACUGGCUAACUCGGACUGCAAACUGAAAAUAUGUGACUUCGGACUUGCCCGUGCAUCAUUUAAUGAUGCCCCUUCAGCUAUAUUUUGGACAGAUUAUGUGGCAACAAGGUGGUACCGGGCACCUGAACUUUGUGGUUCCUUUUUCUCCAAAUACACUCCUGCAAUUGAUAUUUGGAGCAUUGGGUGCAUAUUUGCUGAACUUCUCACUGGAAGGCCAUUAUUUCCUGGGAAGAAUGUUGUGCACCAAUUAGAUCUUAUAACGGAUCUUCUUGGAACUCCAUCAUCUGAGACCUUAUCUCGGAUUCGAAAUGAGAAGGCCAGGAGAUACUUGAGCUGCAUGCGGAAAAAAUAUCCUGUGCCCUUUACUCAUAAAUUUCGAAAUGCUGAUCCUUUGGCUCUUCGUCUUCUAGAGCGUUUACUUGCAUUUGAUCCUAAAGAUCGGCCUACUGCAGAAGAGGCUCUAGCAGAUCCAUACUUUGCAUCCCUUGCUAAUGUGGAACGUGAGCCAUCAAGACAUCCAAUUUCUAAACUUGAGUUUGAAUUUGAAAGAAGGAAGCUGGCCAAAGAUGAUGUUAGAGAAUUGAUCUAUCGAGAGAUUUUGGAGUAUCAUCCACAGAUGCUGGAGGAGUACAUGAAAGGUGGAGAACAGAUUAGCUUCCUCUAUCCAAGUGGAGUUGAUCGGUUCAAACGGCAGUUUGCACAUCUUGAGGAGCAUUAUAGCAAAGGAGAAAGAGGUUCUCCACUGCAAAGAAAGCAUGCUUCCUUACCAAGGGAAAGAGUGGUUGUAUCGAAGGAUGGCAAUACUGAACAACAUAUUAAUGAUCAGGAGAGGAGUGCAGAUUCUGUUGCCCGCACUACUGUGAGCCCUCCAAGGUCAGAAGAUGCCGACAUGAAUGAUGUGAAAUCCACAAGUUUAAGCUCUCGGAGCUACCUGAAGAGCGCAAGCAUAAGUGCUUCCAAGUGUGUCGUUGUCAAAAAUAAACACCCAGAGGAUGAUGAAAUCCCAGAGGAAAUGGAAGGCGUCGUCGAUGGAUUGUCUGAACAGGUCUCCAGGAUGCACUCCUAGGCAGGUCUGUCCACGGCGACAGCAAUCUUGGUGCAAGGUUUCUAUCUGGUACACUGUAUGUCGACGAUGAUACAGAGGACAGCCUGGGAAAGCGAAACACUCUAUGGUACACUGCCCACAGCUAGUACUUGGGUAGAAGAGGAAUAUGCCACCGUCUGAUGGUUCUUUCUUCAUCAUCUGUAUUUCCACCGUGUCAUGCCAGCAUGUUGUGGCGUCUCUGGAAGCCCUGCAUGGAUUCAUGAAGAAUUCCUGAGAUGUAGCACUAGUUAGUCCAUGGAGGGAACAGAAUGAACAAUGAAGUAUGAUCAGCCUGUCGACCAUGAAGAUGUUUUCUUGCAAUGGAGUCUGGACCUAUGUUUGAGUUUUAUUACAACGGCUUCUGCCGUACGAAGUGUCAGCACUCAGCAGUGUAUCAUCCUUUUUUCCAUUUUGAGGGGAUAUCACUACAGUGCACAUUUUGCCUGUCAAGAAACUCAUGAGUAAUUUCUCCAGUCAUAUAACUCAUAAGUACACUGAA